Messenger RNA from Phymastichus coffea, 3694 nucleotides. Its product is annotated as zinc finger FYVE domain-containing protein 1-like. The transcript is spliced from 7 exons. NCBI's taxonomy places the organism in Eukaryota, Metazoa, Arthropoda, Insecta, Hymenoptera, Eulophidae. Gene Ontology annotation, molecular function: metal ion binding. Bases 167 to 2233 code for a protein of 688 amino acids. The record is from RefSeq and is a predicted model, not a curated record.
GCAGCGUGCAGUAGCAGUGGCCAUCAAUGGCGGCGGCUCCAUGUAUUCUGAGUUCUCAGAAAACAUCGUCGCAAUCGCCGGUUUACCGGAGAAAAUUACACAGUCGUCAUCUGAUCAAUCACCAUUGGAUUCUUUUGUUAGAAAGUGCAAAACCUACUUUUGAAAAAUGAGUAUUUUUAAUCACACAGACAGUAAUUACCUGCGGAAAAAUCAUAAAAUAAAUCCAAGUCCGGCUCUUAUGCAAAGUAUAGAUAGUUCCUUAGCUUACAAUCAUAAUUCACGCUUGUCAAACUUGCCUGUAAAUAAUUCUUCUGACAUGAGUGAAAAUCCAUCGCUGCAUGGUGUAUCUUCUUGUGAAAUAGAUCCAAAGAUCAAAAGAUACUUGUGUUCAGUGGAUAGCUUUUUACUUAUUGAUGGAAAUGAGUACCUCAAGGUAACUAACGUUGACCAGUUUAUUCAGAGGCUGGGCUGUGUAAAUAAGGAACUUAAAGUUAAGGUGGUUUCGAUAUUUGGUAAUACAGGCGAUGGUAAAAGUCACACGCUCAACCACACUUUCUUUCAUGGUGAUGAAAUAUUCCGCACUUCAAACGAACAGCAUUCAUGUACUUUGGGAGUAUGGACAGCCUUUGAUCCAAUUCAAAAAGUGAUCUGUCUUGAUACCGAAGGUCUUCUUGGUGUUACCAAUCACGAGAAUGUCAGAACUCGUCUGCUUCUGAAAGUUCUUGCAAUCUCGGACAUCGUCAUUUACAGAACUCGCGCGGAAAGAUUACACAGGGAUAUGUAUACAUUCCUUGGGGCUGCUUCUAGGGCAUAUAGUCAUUACUUUCAAUCUGCACUGCAAGCGGUAAGUCAGAAAGAGGGAUUACAAUCAGUCAAUGCACUCGGCCCUAGUGUUAUUAUCUUCCACGAGACUCGUAAUACAAGGACCUACCUCAACACUGCUAGUGAGAGUGCAGAAGACAUUCUACGUGACAGAUUUGCACAAAUGGAACUUGAAAUUGAAGCUUUCAGCUCCAUCAAGUAUGUAGGCGUUGAAACAGUUGAGCUACCAACAAACUAUGAUCCAUUGAAAAUAGCUAUUAAAAACGAGCUACACAAUACAACAGUACGUUCUGCUAGAAAGCCUCAUCUAGUUUACAGUACACUUAAGAUGCUCAACGACAAAUUCUCUGGGGAGAUCGAGAAUGUUACGAAUAUUUUAUUUCCCGAUCAGUACUUCACUUGCCCGGUUAAAUGUUUCAGUUGUAGUAGUCGUUGUGAAAACAGUAUGGGGCAUAUACGUGAAGGAAAGCCUCACAGGAGUGAUCAGAGAUGCCGACAUCAGCAUCAAUACGAGAAUUUAGUAUACAUUUGCAAAAAGUGUCACAGCAACGGUAAUGAAGAAAUAGUGACGAGUCGCAUCCAAACUCAAAAUGACAACAGUUGGUAUGGGCUUGCAAAAUACGCUUGGUCAGGCUACGUGAUUGAGUGUCCUCGAUGUGGCGAAAUUUAUCGUAGCCGGCAACACUGGUUCGGUAACAAGAAUCCUGAAGAUUCAGCUGUCAGAACGGAGAUUACUCACGUUUGGAAUUUGCCAAAUACAUCAUUGACCACUCAAAAUACAGCUCAACGCAUGGUGGAUGGUGUAUCAUACUUAACCGAAGCUAUGACAAACCUAUCCCUACAACCAACAAAAGCAUUAACUGCUUGGAUGGCAGACCAGGUAGCCCCAGCUUAUUGGCGUCCAAACAGCGAGAUUCGUCACUGUCACAAAUGCAACUUACCCUUCGCUCCAACAGACACGAAGCAUCAUUGCCGCGCUUGUGGUGAAGGUUUCUGCGAAACUUGCUCCAGCAAGAUCAAAUGUGUACCUGAAAGAAAUUGGUUUAGGCCUGUGCGUGUUUGCGACGACUGUUAUAACAAGGAUCCUAAUUCUAAUGAGCUUGGUGAUGAUGUUAGCGUGAGAAAGGUGUCUGAGCAUGUUGUGUCUACUUUGAGUGCAGUUGGAUCAGUUUUAACCUACUCCAAAUCUUUGGUGAAGGAACAAGCACGUCCCUCAUACUGGGUGCCCGAUUCCGAAGUAAUCAAUUGCUGCGUGUGCGACAAACAUUUCGGUGGCAUUGUUACUUUACACCAUUGUCGUGACUGUGGACGUGGAGUUUGUCAGGAUUGUUCACCACACCGAAAGCCAGUACCUAGACGAGGAUGGGACCAUCCUGUACGUGUUUGCGAUGCUUGCACGAAGAUCGAUUGAGUGAACUCGGUUUGCUUGUGAUAUUAAACAAUUCAAAAGAUAUUUUAAUCCUUUAAUCUUUUGAAUUAUUAAAAUAAACAAGUAUUUUAGAAUAUUUUGAGUAGAUUUAUGGAGAAAGAAAAUGAAAAAAAGAGAUUGAUUUCAUGCUCGUAAUUUUAUGGAGUGAUUUUUAUGAUUUUGUUUUUUAAUUGUAAACGAUAGUAUAGUUAAUGUUUAGUAGAGUAGUAUAUGAAUUCUAUAAAAUAAUAAUUAAGAGUACAAUAUUGAGAGAUUUUAGUAAGAUAAUGAAACGAGAUGAGUUAUACAUUAAGAUUUAGAAAGAAAGAGAAAUAGCCAAUAUUUUCAUACGUGGAGAAGAUAAUAAAUUAAUUUUUUAUGUUUAGUCAGUAAAAUAUAGAUAAAUAUAAAAUUUUCAUAAUUUCUACAGGAUUUUACGUUACACUAAUGUUCAUAGUGUAAAUAAGAUAAAAGAAGUUGUAUUACAUUACUGUAAAGGUGUACAAACCCAUUUUCUACACAAUGAAAUUAUUUUAUGAAAAUAUUUCUUAUUGAAUGAAAGAAAACUAAUAGUCUCGACGCAAAUUAACCAAGAAAAGACCAAAAUAUUUUUUCAUGCAAAUCUAUUUUGUAUCGAGUUUUAUUUAUAAAAAAUUAUGAUGAAAUUGAUGGACUGACAAUUUUUGGGCUUGUGAAAUAAAUUAAAAAUAAACGAGUAUCGCGAUGUAAAAGAAUAUAAUUACAUACGCGCGCGCACCCACACACAUACACACACAUCUACACUAGACAGUAUAAAAAAAGAUGUUUGAUGCCAUAGUUAUAUUAGUAUUAGUUUAAUUCUUUUUUAUAUACUACAGACCAAAGUAAUGUUUUUGUUCAUAUUUUAACAGAAUAUAUUAACUAGCAUUUCUUUGAGUUACUUUUCUCUGUUUUGCAUUUUGAUAUGCAACAAUAUAUUACUAGCAUGAGUAAAAUUACUGAAAGAAGUUCAUAGAUAAAUGAAAAAAAAAAAUUUAUAAAAAAAUAGAACAUUUUUUUUGUAUAUAUAAAUAAAAGAAAUAGUAGACCCGUUGUAUUGAAUACAUAACAUCGAUAUAAAUAGUUCAACAUGAAAAUUAGAUUGUAAGAAACAUGGUUGUUCAGAAAUGGUUAUUGAUAGUGCAAAUACAUGUCUGCGAAAAGGCUGUGAAAUAAAUAAAAUGUAUUUUCAUGGUAAACAUCGAUGCAUCACAAAAAAAAACAAGAUACCAUAACGGUAUCUUAUAUUGCUAUAACAUCCUUCCUAAUAUUUUUCGUGUAUGUAAUAGACCAUUAACUGUUACAUUCCACAAAUCCAUAGAUUUUGUUAGCCUAAAUUGGCAAAAUAAGUGUAGUGUUCAUGAAGCGAUAAAUUAUAAAAAAGUUAUCUCUUUGUAAAUUACCUGUUUUUCUUACGAUGAAGAAAUAAAGUCUUAAAUUCUACAA